Thlaspi arvense is the source of this 1026-nucleotide messenger RNA. NCBI's taxonomy places the organism in Eukaryota, Viridiplantae, Streptophyta, Magnoliopsida, Brassicales, Brassicaceae. The record is from the annotation of a GenBank genome assembly.
AUGACAGUUUGGGUGACAACUCAUGAGUACCAUGACAGUAAAACUAAACCGUCUGAACGCUACAUGUUACGCUGUUUUACUAUAAGGAAUCUAACAUUACAUCAACCUCUGAUCAUUAAAAGCUUGGGUCUCAAGUUUAUUACUUCUCCAUUUCAACCUACAGAUAUCACAUGGUGGGUUAACAUUGCAGUUUCUUGCAGUAUCUGCAAGCUGAGUAUUGCUUAUUCUUUUCGUCGAUAUCUUACUUUUCGUCGGAAAUAUCUUACCAUAUUGCCUCGGAACUUAUUGACCCUGAAACUCCAUGAUGAUAUUCUCUUGGAUGUUCCUCUUACGGUUUGUCUUCCGUGUCUGAAAUUUUUGCAUCUUCGAUAUGUAGCAUACGUAGUGGAAAAUUCUCUUCAAAUAAUUCUAUCCAAUUGCCCUGUUCUUGAAGAUCUGAUUGUCGACCAUGAGUAUAGCAAUGUGCGAGAGAUUGUUGUUCCAAGUAGCUUGUAUACUCACAAAUCGCUUGUGACCUUGAAACUCGAAGGAAAGAUUCUUGUUGAUGUUCCUUGUAUGGCUUGUCUCCCCUCCCUUAAAACUUUACACCUUCAAUGUAUGAGAUACUCAUAUGAAGGAUCUAAUCAACAGAUGAUUCUAUCCAACUUCCCUGUUCUUGAAGAACUUUUAGUGAAACAAUAUAGAAGUGAUAAUGUAAUAGCGAUCCAUGUUAACAUCCCUUUUUUGAAGAUUUUAUCCGGAGACAUAGCCGAGAUCCGUGUUACUGAUGGGUUUGUGAUAGAUUGUUCUUUGAGGUACUUCAAAAAUAUGCCUAAGCUUGAGGAGGCAGAUUUGGAUGUUCUAUUCCCCAAUGUCAACAACUUUUUAGAGGCUUUUACAUCACGCGUGAAGGCUGUUAUGUAUUCUAAUGGAAUUCUCUUCGACCAGAUUGAACACUUGAAGCUAUGUACAUGUGAAAUAAAUUGGUCAACGUUUAUGGUUCAGGUUCUCAAAGAAUCUCAUAAACUAAGAGUUCUCAAGCUCUAG